GAGGAAAAGUGCCCCCUCAUUGGUGUCAGUAAGAGGAAAAGUGUCCCAUCAUUGGUGUCAGGGGGAGGAAUAGUGCCCCAUCAUUGGUCUCAGUGGGAGGAAAAGUGUCCCAUCAUUGGUGUCAGUGGGAGGAAUAGUGCCCCAUCAUUGGUAUCAGUGGGAGGAAAAGUGUCCCAUCAUUGGUGUCAGAGGGACAGGUGAGGGGCAGUG
Molecule: messenger RNA, 210 nt
Organism: Staurois parvus
Lineage: Eukaryota; Metazoa; Chordata; Amphibia; Anura; Ranidae
Source: the annotation of a GenBank genome assembly